CCCUCGCAUCCUUUUCUGCCGCCGGCUGUGAUAUAGACCCCGAGUAACAUAUCAUACCUGGGUGUAGCAGUCCGAGUUUUAACAAGCUUGGGACAGUCUGUCUUGGACGGUAUUGCCACCAUGUCCGCUUCUGUCCAAGUUGAAACAUCCGACGAGGCAAGGAGCUCGGCGGAGCAGAGAGACGACAAGCCUCACUCACCACCUGGUGAUUCUGACCCCGAGAAGUGUGACCAUGCCCAGUCUGCCUCGAAUACGACGAACGAGGAGGGAAUCCGUGCGCCGCGGCAGGAAGCGACGUUGCAGAAAUGGAACGAACCGCGAGCAAACAUGUACCGCUUCUUCACGACGCUCUACUCCUUUAUCAUAAUGGGCAUGAACGAUGGGGCUAUGGGGGCGCUACUCCCAUAUCUUGAAACCUACUAUGACGUUAGUUACACCGUCCUGUCCCUCGUAUUCCUUGCCCCAUUUGUCGGAUACCUGCUGGCGGCACUGCUGAACAACCUAAUCCACCACCACUUCGGCCAACUGGGCGUCGCGGUCAUCAGCCCCAUCUGCCGGCUGGUCGGCUACCUACCGCUGGCCUUCCACCCGCCGUACCCGGCCCUGCCGGUGCUGCUGCUCUUCCCGGGCUUCGGCAACGGGCUCGAGGACUCGGGCUGGAACGCCUGGGUCGGCAACAUGCAGCGGGCCAACGAGCUGCUGGGCUUCCUGCACGGCGCCUACGGCCUCGGCGCCACCAUCGGGCCGCUUGUCGCGACCGCCAUGGUCGCUAAGGGCGGCCUCCCCUGGUACUCGUUCUACUACCUCAUGGUCGGCAUGUGCGGCCUCGAGAGCCUCCUGGCUGUGACCGCCUUCCGGCACGCCACCGCUGAAGCCUACCGCCGCGCGCAUCAGUCCUCCUACUCCUCUUCCUCCUCGGCAGGCGCGGGCCGGACGACCACGCGCCACGUGCUGCGCGAGCCCACCGCCUGGCUGGUGGCGCUCUUCCUGCUCGGCUACGUCGGCGCCGAGGUCAGCCUGGGCGGCUGGAUCGUGACCUUCAUGCUCAAGGUGCGGCACGCGGCGCCCUUCGCGGCCGGCCUGACGGCCACCUUCUUCUGGCUCGGCCUGACGGUCGGGCGCGUCGCCCUCGGCUUCGUGACGGGCCGCGUCCCCGGCGGCGAGAAGGGUGCCGUCGCCGCCUACCUCGCCUGCAGCAUCGCCCUGCAGCUGCUGUACUGGCUCGUGCCCGCCCGCGCCGCCUCGUCCGUCUUCGUCGCCUUCCUCGGCUUCUUCCUGGGCCCGCUGUUCCCCGCCGCCAUCGUCGCCGCCGCGAAGCUGCUGCCCAGCGGGUACCACGUCUCGGCCAUCGGGUUCGCCGCCGCAAUGGGCGGCGGCGGCGGCGCGCUGUUCCCCUUCGCCGUCGGCGCCGUCGCCGAGAGGAGAGGCGUCGGCGAACUGCAGCCGAUCGUGCUGGCGACACUUGUCUUCGUCUCGUUCGUCUGGUGGCUCCUGCCCGGCGGGAUGCGGAGGGGAGGGCUGGAGCAGGCGAGGGAGGACGGGGAACCGGUCGGAUACCAAGUCCGGAGAUGGUGGGCAUGGCUGAGGAUGAGGAUACGGUCGUCGCCAAAGGCCGAGUAG
Molecule: messenger RNA, 1620 nt
Organism: Phialemonium atrogriseum
Lineage: Eukaryota; Fungi; Ascomycota; Sordariomycetes; Cephalothecales; Cephalothecaceae
Product: tRNA wybutosine-synthesizing protein
Exons: 3
Coding region: 121-1620 (499 amino acids)
Biological process (GO): transmembrane transport
Cellular component (GO): membrane
Molecular function (GO): transmembrane transporter activity
Source: RefSeq, a predicted model, not a curated record